AUAAUUAAAACGGCUUUUGUAUUGUUUUUAUUGGUACUCUCAGUUGUUGGAGUGCAAAUGUCUGCUGGUCCUGAAGCAAAAGUCUAUAAUUGUGCCAAUAUUGAGUUGAUAGAAUUGAUUGGUGGCGAUCCAUUACCAAUAGAUACAAGCAAAGAAAGAUAUGUGAGUUUUCAAGGCGAUGUGCGAUUCUCUGUGAAAACUCACAAAUAAACAAUGGAUAGUUUAAAGGAGGGGAAGGAUUAUUUUGGAACGAAUUCAAUUCACUAUAGUUCAAUUUAGAAUGGAAUUUAUAUAUUUGUUGUGGAGAAAUCAUAAGAAAAUAUAAUCCAAACAUAUAUCAAAACUAAUUUAAAGAGGUAAUACAAACAAGCUCAGAUACCUAAAGCCUUUUAUUUAAAAACAAUAAUCGAAGGAGAUCAAAAAUAUGCAAUUCAUUAAAUUGUAAUCAGUGAUAAACAAGAAAUGAAAAGAGAAUUAUUUAAAGAAGAAAAGGAAACCAUGCAAUCUGUAAUAUUUUAUAAAUAUAAGAGUUUACUGGUUUACAAUUCUCAAAGAAAAGUGUGAUUAUGGUAUUUGCAACAUUGGAGACCGGAACAAAUAGUGAUUUCACUGCAGACGAGUCAUUCCUAUAAGGAGUCCAGGCAAUAUUAGAAUCCAUUAAUUAAGGAAGUAAAUAAAUUGUCUUCAAUAAGAAAAGUGCGAUCAAUUCUUUUGUAAGCCACCAUCCAUUGCCAAUUUGGCUGAAGCCUUGUCUGAUCUCCCGGUACUUAAACUCACAUGCCAAAAGAAAAUGUGCUCAUAUACCUAAGGAGGAUAAACAAAAGUGCUUUUCACAAAAUGUAAUUUAAAAUUGUACACUUAAUUUAGAUCCCUUUUUAUAGACCGAUAAAAACUUUAGAUCACUUGAGAAGGCAAUAAAUGGUAUGUUGUUGACGACUUUAUCGCCUAUAAAUUAAAAGUUUGUAUCGAUUACUGCCUAAUUCGCUAUGAAAUGCAAUACAUAAGAUUUUGACUUCCAUUCUGGAGGAUACAGUGGAGCAUUUCAAGCAAUUAAACUUGGAGAUCAUAAGCUUUACAGUGCAUUAAUAAUAGAACCAGGGUACAAUGGAAUUAAAAGAAGGCUACAAACCUAAACACCUGAAUGUAAUACUCUCUUUGUAAUUACUAGUUUAUGAUUUAUUGGAAGGAAUUGAAUAGGUUAAGUCCAUUUAUUAUUUUAUGAUUAUUACAAGCAAAGGACCAGAGGAGUUAUUUAAUGAGAUUGUUUCAGUCAUUGAAAAAACUAAAAUGUCAGAUCAAAAGAAGUUUGAAUGCACACCAAUUCCAAAAGAAGAUGAUAUCUCAUUUAUCCAAUUGAAUUCCAAAGUUAAUAGUUAGAAACCAUAAAAUCGAAACGAGAAAUCUGAGGAAUAUGAAUACGUCUAUGAAUAUGCUUAUGAUGAUGAUGAACUUGGAGAGUAUGAAUAUGUCUACGAAUAUCAAUAUGAAGAAUUGCCAGAAGAAUUAAAUUAAUAAGAAUUCUAUGAAGAAGCCAAUGAUUUAUAAUCAGAUUCAAUUGAGUUUGAUUAAUCAACAGACGAUUCAGAUUCAGAAGAUAUAGAAAAUUAGAAUAUUCCACAAGCUGAUCUAUUAGAAGUUUAAUAGAAUGAAAUGUGCUUCUAUGCAUUUUCAGAAUGUGAUUUCUAGGGUGCUUCACUCAAAAUUUGUGGGCCUACUCCAAGUAUACCAAGAGAAUUAUAGAACUUUUUGAUAUAGUCUAUAAAAAUGCCUGAUUCGAUGCGAAUCACGUUGUAUACAAAUUAGCAAUAGAAAAUCACCAUUGAAGGAAAUCAAGAGUGCUUGUAGAGACCUUUUGAAAUUGAUUAGAUGAGGCCGUAAAGAUAAGUGUUGAGUCAUCAAUGAAAAUGCAAUAUUAG
This is a messenger RNA of Paramecium octaurelia, 1916 nucleotides long. The record is from the annotation of a GenBank genome assembly. Lineage: Eukaryota; Ciliophora; Oligohymenophorea; Peniculida; Parameciidae.